Messenger RNA from Papaver somniferum (opium poppy), 1717 nucleotides. RefSeq names its product probable serine/threonine-protein kinase PBL3. The transcript has 6 exons. Gene Ontology annotation, biological process: protein phosphorylation. Gene Ontology annotation, molecular function: protein kinase activity; ATP binding. Bases 276 to 1538 code for a protein of 420 amino acids. Lineage: Eukaryota; Viridiplantae; Streptophyta; Magnoliopsida; Ranunculales; Papaveraceae. The record is from RefSeq and is a predicted model, not a curated record.
GUUUCUUUUCUAAUUUCUUUCUACAGGGAGAGACGAAAGUUUCUCUGUCUUUCUCUUCUCACCACUUUCUUCUCUCUUUCCUCGUUUACUCUUUUCUUCUCACACACACAAUUCUCAGUUUGUGGGUUUCUUAUAAAUUUUACCUUUUCUCAAUUCUUUCUCCUUUUUUCCGAUUGAAAAAACCAUUUAUUUUGGUUUAUAAAUUUGUACCUUUCCUUAAAUUUAUUCACUGAUUAUAGAAUUAUAAGUAGCAAUACUCUGUUUCUAGGUGAUCUAUGGGUAAUUGUUUAGGUAAUUCUAAUUCAGCUCAAGUAGAUAACGCCAACUCAUCUCACAAUACUUCUGGUGCUUCAAAAAGUUCCAGCAAAAAUGGUCAUUCUACGUCUCCUGGUGGCCUCACAAUUUCAAUUUUCAGUAGAAAGAGUAUUGAUAGUCCAAGAUCUGAAGGUGAGAUAUUGGCGUCUCCGAAUUUGAAGGCUUUCUCUUUCAAUGAGCUAAAGAAUGCCACUAGAAAUUUCCGUCCUGAUAGUCUCCUUGGAGAAGGAGGAUUUGGUUAUGUAUUCAAAGGAUGGAUUGAUGAUCAAACUUUUGCUGCCACGAGACCUGGAUCUGGAAUGGUUGUUGCUGUCAAGAAGCUUAAACCCGAAGGUUUCCAAGGCCACAAGGAGUGGUUGACGGAAGUUAAUUAUCUUGGCCAACUUCAUCAUCCUAAUUUGGUUAAACUUGUUGGGUACUGCUUGGAUGGUGAAAACCGGCUACUGGUUUAUGAGUUUAUGCCAAAAGGAAGCUUGGAAAAUCAUCUUUUUAGAAGAGGGCCUCAACCACUCUCCUGGGCAAUAAGGAUCAAGGUUGCUAUAGGUGCUGCUAGAGGGCUAUCGUUCUUGCAUGAUGCAGAAUCACAAGUCAUAUAUCGUGAUUUUAAAGCAGCGAAUAUUCUUCUCGAUGCGGAUUUUAAUGCAAAGCUUUCAGAUUUUGGGUUAGCCAAAGCAGGUCCUACUGGUGACAAAACUCAUGUUUCCACGCAAGUCAUGGGCACACAAGGUUAUGCAGCACCUGAAUAUGUUGCCACGGGUCGGCUUUCUGCAAAGAGUGAUGUUUAUAGCUUUGGAGUUGUGAUGUUAGAACUAAUUUCUGGGCGCCGUGCAGUAGAUAAGACAAAAGUGGGUAUAGAACAGACUCUGGUGGAGUGGGCUAGGCCAUAUUUGGUUGAUAAACGCAAGUUAUUCCGGAUUAUGGACACCAAGUUAGAGGGCCAGUACCCCCAGAAAGGAGCACUCAUGGCUGCCACCCUUGCGUUACAGUGUCUCAAUGGUGAUGCGAAAGCACGUCCAAAAAUGUCUGAUGUCUUGAACACUCUUGAUCAGAUCCGAGCGCCUAGGGAUACCAAAUCCGAGCAGCAAUCACUUCCUAGUCCUGUUCGUAGAUCACCAAGAAGUCAUGCUGCAGGUUCACCAAGGAGAUAUCAUCAGCCCUCUCCUCUAAAUAUUACUCCUAGAGGCUCCCCAUUGCCUUCUCGCCUGUCCCCACGUGUACAAUAAGGAGAACACAUUGCAACUUCUCUUCUUCAACAGUGAAUAUAUGUAAAUUUAUCUUCUGUACACGUUUUGUUAUCUAAUUGUAAUGAGCUGGUUUGAGCUUGAACCCUGUAUGUUUUGAGGCUUUCAAUGUCUGAACUCUAACAGAACCUUCUGUCAUACAUCGGUAUACAUAUUACAUC